UCUACUUUUCUUUCUUCUUCUUCUUCUUCAAUGGAAGAAUACAACGGGCGGGAAGAGCAAAAACAAAGACAAAGAUCAAAAUCUGUAGAAUACGAAGCAGUGAUACGUGCUGGCCCACACAUUCGACCUCUCCAACAAGCUCAUGCUCAUCUCAUUGUCUCAGGUCGUCACCGUAGUCGUGCCCUCCUCACCAAACUCCUCACUCUCUCCUCCGCCGCCGGUUCCAUCGCCUACACCCGCCGUCUCUUCCUCUCUGUCACCGACCCCGAUUCCUUCCUCUUUAAUUCCCUCAUCAAAGCCUCUUCCCAGCACGGUUUCUCCCUUGACACUAUCUUUUUCUACCGUCGUAUGCUUUCUUCCCCUCACAAACCUUCUUCCUACACUUUCACCUCCGUUUUCAAAGCAUGUGCUCAUCUUUCUGCUCUUAAAAUAGGAACCAUUCUUCAUUCUCAUGUUUUCGUUUCUGGGUUUGGUUCUAAUUCAUUUGUACAAGCUGCAAUUGUUGCUUUUUAUGCUAAAUCGAGUGCAUUGUGUGUUGCACGUAAGGUGUUUGAUAAAAUGCCUCAACGAAGUGUUGUUGCUUGGAACACGAUGAUUUCGGGUUAUGAACACAACGGGCUUGCGAAUGAAGCUAUGACACUGUUUCGGAAGAUGAAUGAAAUGGGGGUUUGUCCUGAUUCAGCAACUUUUGUUUCUGUGUCGUCGGCUUGUUCUCAGAUUGGGUCUCUUGAAUUGGGGUGUUGGGUGUAUGAUAGUAUUGUUAGUAAUGGGAUUCGUGUCAAUGUGAUUCUUGGUACGUCGUUGAUAAACAUGUUUUCGAGGUGUGGCGAUGUAAGAAGAGCGCGUGCGGUUUUUGAUUCGAUUAGUGAAGGGAAUGUUAUUGCUUGGACGGCUAUGAUAUCGGGGUAUGGUAUGCAUGGUUAUGGUGUUGAAGCAAUGGAGCUUUUCUAUGAAAUGAAAAAAGAAAGGGGGCUUGUUCCUAAUACGGUUACUUUUGUUGCUGUUCUAUCUGCAUGUGCUCAUGCAGGGCUAAUACAUGAAGGGAGACAAGUUUUUGCAAGCAUGAGAGAAGAGUAUGGUUUGGUUCCUGGACUGGAGCAUCAUGUUUGUAUGGUUGAUAUGCUUGGGAAGGCUGGGUUGCUAACUGAAGCAUAUCAAUUCAUCAAGGAACUUUGUCCUGUGGAGCAUGUUCCGGCAGUGUGGACUGCAAUGCUUGGUGCUUGCAAGAUGCAUAAGAAUUAUGAUCUUGGGGUGGAAGCUGCUCAACAUCUCAUUUCUUUAGAGCCAGAGAAUCCUAGCAAUUACGUAUUGCUUUCUAAUAUGUAUGCAUUGGCUGGGAGAAUGGAUAGAGUGGAAUCUGUUAGAAAUGUAAUGAUCCAAAGAGGUAUUAAAAAGCAAGCGGGUUAUAGCUCUAUUGAUGUCAACAAUAAAACUUAUCUUUUUAGAAUGGGUGAUAAGGCUCAUCCUGAGACCAAUGAGAUUUAUCAGUAUUUGGACGGGUUGAUAUGGAGGUGCAAGGAAGCGGGUUAUGCACCAAUUCCUGAAUCAGCAAUGCACGAGUUGGAAGAAGAAGAGAGGGAGUAUGCCCUCAGACACCAUAGUGAGAAGCUUGCAGUAGCAUUUGGGCUGAUGAAAACUAGUCAUGGAACGGCGCUCAAGAUUGUCAAGAACCUUAGGAUAUGUGAAGACUGUCAUUCGGCAAUUAAGUUCAUCUCUGUUGUGACAAAUAGAGAGAUAAUUAUUAGGGAUAAGCUUCGUUUCCAUCAUUUCAGAGAAGGCUCGUGUUCUUGUUUAGAUUAUUGGUGAUGGGUGCAUUAAUCUGUUUAAUCAGAGAUAAUUUUGAGAACAAUCUCUGAAGAGAAUGAACAAGCAUGUGUGGGGAAUAUUAUAACAUCACAUGUGAAACUAAGGUUGCAAGAGUGGUCAACAUAUAUGUGUUAAUAGUUACCGAAUCAUGCCUCACCAACUCUUCAACACUACUUUAAAUGUCAUAAAACAUACAUAUCAUCAUUAAACAGAUGGAAAGACACAUCAAUCAUACCAUUCCAAUCAAUGUAUCUCUUAUUUCAUGUUACAUGGACAAGCCUUUAUAUGAUACAUAAUCACACCACAACGUCUAAUCAUAGAAGUGCAAAAUCAAGAGAUUGGUGUUCCAACAAGCUUAAAAUUGAUAUGAUACAGACACAUGUAAACAUAUUGAUAUCACACAUAAGUUUGGAAUAUAUUGGUCGGGAAACAUUAAAGUUA
Molecule: messenger RNA, 2247 nt
Organism: Medicago truncatula (barrel medic)
Lineage: Eukaryota; Viridiplantae; Streptophyta; Magnoliopsida; Fabales; Fabaceae
Product: pentatricopeptide repeat-containing protein At2g33760
Exons: 1
Coding region: 31-1806 (591 amino acids)
Biological process (GO): RNA modification
Cellular component (GO): intracellular membrane-bounded organelle
Molecular function (GO): protein binding; RNA binding; zinc ion binding
Source: RefSeq, a predicted model, not a curated record